Molecule: messenger RNA, 1224 nt
Organism: Zeugodacus cucurbitae (melon fly)
Lineage: Eukaryota; Metazoa; Arthropoda; Insecta; Diptera; Tephritidae
Gene: Jhbp16
Exons: 3
Coding region: 217-1125 (302 amino acids)
Source: RefSeq, a predicted model, not a curated record
AUUGAACCAAACUUACGUUCAGUAGUCAGUUGAGCGUCGUACAAACCGUUUUCGCUUUUAGCGCAUGUGCCAAUGAUUUUUGGAUAAAGCAUACGGGAAUAGUACAACGGCUUCCAAAAGUACGGCAAAAGAGUACUUAACAUUGUAGCGGGCAUUAAAUAGCGCAAGACGCUAAUUACAUUUAAUAGAAAAACCGUGGCAACGCAAUUAUAUUCAAUGGCCAACAACAACAACGGCAAUAGACAAAACAACAAUUAUAGCCGCAUCAGCAGCAGCCGUUUGAGCAGAGUGACCGCUGCGCAUGCGCAACCUGACUUGCGUAUCAGACGCAUUUCCCUACUUGCGAUGAUAUCAAAGCUGCUGCUGCAAUGCAGCUUAACGGUGAUUGUAAUCAGUUGCGUGACAACAAAUCUCGGCGUCGCGGCACAAGGUCAGAUCACAGUAGAUGAUGACUUUGCACGUCUUAUGGGCAAGUGUAAGACUGACAGUGCCGAAUUUGAUGACUGCAUGAAAGAUGUAUUCAAUGAUUUGCGUGCAUAUUUUCCAACUGGUGUUCCGGCUUACAACAUUAAGCCUUUCGAUCCACAUCGUUCGCCCUUCGUGGAGUUGCGCCGUGGCGAUCAGAACAACUUCGGUGGUUUCAAAUUAAUAUUGCGCAAUAUUUCCGAAUAUGGUUGGUCACGUUCGGAAGUUACGCGAUAUCGCACGGACUUUGCGAAUAAGCGCAUCAUCUAUGCGCAGUAUUUCCCGGAAAAGAGCUUGGACGGCUGGUAUGAGUUCUCGGGUAAAAUACUCGGUACACCCAUCAAGAGAAGUGGCUUUUGGAAUAUGACACUAUACGAUUACAGCCAGACGACGAGUGUGCGUCGUUUGGGCGCGCCCGGUGCUCUGCUGAAGGUGCAUGUGGAGAUCGAUCGUAUUGGUGGUUUGAAAAUGCAUGUCGGCAAUGCAUUGGCGGAGGGACGUGAACGGCUGGACAACUUUGCUGAUGGCGUUAUAAAUAGUAUGUGGCCUAUUGGCUUUCCCGUUAUCAAGCCACUCAUAAAUGAGCUGGUGAGCAGCGCAUUUACGGACAUUUUUAAUGAAUCGUUUCGGAAAUUUCCAAUAACGAAAUUUUUAAGUUGAUGUCUUGAAAAUCUGCAGAAUAUUUGUUAUUGUAAUUAUUGUUAUUACAUUUAUAUACUGUUUGUUGGUGUGUUCCUAACUAUAAGUUCAUCUGAAUAA